AUGCCAGCAUUGGAAUGGGAUAACACGGGAGUGAAAAUCGAUGGUUGGCAAUUACAGCGUCUCAGCUUUGCUGAUGACAUCGUCCUUAUAACACCAAACAUCAGCCAAGUGGAACGUAUGCUUGGCGACAUCGAUAAAGCCUGUGGAAAGAUUGGUCUUCGACUAAAUCUCACAAAAACGAUGUUCAUCAAGAACGAACUGGUUUCGCAUGCCCCAUUCAAGCUCAGCGAAAUGAUCAUCUCCGAAUGCUGCAGUUAUAUCUAUUAUAUCUAUCUAUCUAGAUCGGGAAAUCAAUAUGAUGAACGACCUAGCUCCAGAGCUGAGCAGAAGAAAACGAGCGGCUUGGGAAUCUGCGUCAACGAUCAAAAAUCAAAGAUGCCGUUCUGUACACCAAACAGUCGAGGAUAA
Angiostrongylus costaricensis is the source of this 408-nucleotide messenger RNA. The record is from the annotation of a GenBank genome assembly. NCBI's taxonomy places the organism in Eukaryota, Metazoa, Nematoda, Chromadorea, Rhabditida, Metastrongylidae.